Molecule: messenger RNA, 2444 nt
Organism: Pelodiscus sinensis (Chinese soft-shelled turtle)
Lineage: Eukaryota; Metazoa; Chordata; Testudines; Trionychidae
Source: RefSeq, a predicted model, not a curated record
AUGCUGGGCUCUCUGGGGACGUGCCCACAGCCCCUGACAGCCAGUAAAAGAGUCCAGCCGUCACCACACUCGAAAGCCUGGGACGGCGGCGGAUUCUCCACGCCCACAAGGUGGUUCCCAGCUGCUGCAGCAGGGAGCCUGCAGCCACGGUGGGCAGCACAGCCCCCUUCUUGGAACAGGGUCACAAGGCGACCAUUCUCCCAGGGGGACCCAUCGGGCACGGCCCAGGUGCAGCUGAGGACUCGGCUGCUCAUCACCUGCCUGUUUGGAGGGGCCUUCCUGGGGGUCUGGCUCUACUUCCGCAGGGAAAAGGAGCAGCAGCAGAAGCUGCAGCGCAUCCAGGAGCUGAAGAAGCUGUCCCUCGGCCAGGGGGACUUCCAGCUGGUGGACCACACCGGGCAGCCCCGCUCCAAGGCCAACUUCCUGGGCCAGUGGGUGCUGCUCUACUUCGGUUUCACUCACUGCCCCGACAUCUGCCCGGAGGAGCUGGAGAAGAUGAGCCAGGGAGUGAGGACUGGAGAAGAUGAGCCAGGGAGUGCGGCUGCUGGACCAGUCAUCACCGUGGACCCGGAGCGGGACGACGGGGCCGCCGUGGCCAAGUACGUGAAGGAGUUCCACCCGCGCCUGCUGGGGCUGACCGGGAGCCCGGAGAACGUGCGGAAGGCAGGCCGGGCCUACCGGGUGUAUUACAGUGCCGGGCCCCGGGACGAGGACAACGACUACAUCGUCGACCACACGGUGAUCAUCUACCUGCUCAGCCCCGACGGGCUCUUCCUGGACUACUACAACCGGGGCAAGAGCGAGGUGCAGAUCGUCCAGAGCAUCAAGGGCCACAUGGAGACCUACCGGCGGCUCGGCAGCUGAGCACCAGCAAUAAACGCCCUGCUCACUGCUAGGGCAGACCCAUGGGCCUGAUCUCCUUUCCACUGCUGGGCCGGACCUGGCAAAGCAGGCAGCCCCCUGCCCCUGGGCAGCCAGUGGGUCCCCUCCCCCGGGGCCCUGAGGGCAGGCCGCUCCUCCCUCUGCUGCAGUCAGUGCUGUUCUCUACCUAGGCCUGCCAGCACCAAACACUGCUGCUGCUUUGCAACUCCCAGCCUGCUUGCGGUGCUGGCCUUGCCCCUACCAAAGGCUGGGCCUGCCCUGGCAGCAUAGUGAGUGGGAGGGGCUGCUGGUACGUUGAGUUGACCUGGCCUAGCUGGGAGCUGCCAGGGGGCAGGAGGAGAGGUGGAGGCUGCCACGUACCUAAGAUUACUCACAGCCAGCCUGGAUAUUUCUCUGCGCUGGUUGGGGCGGGUAUUUCCCAACAAGUCUCUGAGCUGGUGGGUCUGAGGGGCUCAGCCCAGCCCUGGGAGCAGGACACUAAUACGGGGGGGGGGGGGCCCUCCCGCCCUGCAGCCUGGGCCUCUACUGACACUGAGUAAAGGUCUCGGCUCCUCUGGGGUGGCCAAUACGUUUUGCAGGGGGACAGGUAACUCCACAAAUUGUAGCUAGCGGUGCAGGCAGCUCCACCCCCACAAGGGGCCCCUCUAAAUGCUAGUGGGGGACAGAGACUUCAUGUGCUCCCCUGCCUCGCCAGAGGGCACAGCACCUAGAGGGCACCGCCAACCAUUUGGAACAGCUGGCGGAUCCCUCUGGACACUGCAUGCUCUCCCCACACCCAGGGCAGGGCAGGAGCCAGUACAAAGUCAUUCACUGAUCAAAAGGGCUGGGGGCUCCCCCCAGGCGCUGUGCACCCCUUGAACAGCGAAUGACUUCUCGGGCGCCCCGGCCUUGCUGGGGCCCGUGGUCUGCACCUUUCCCAUCCCUGCUCUGAGCCCCUCCCCAGCACAAGUGCACAGGCCAGGCUCAGGCUGUGUAUGAGCCAGCGCUGCUCUGGGGGAGAGGAGAGGCAGAGCAGCAUGGCCCAUAGUGCAGGUGGAUUGGGUCACCCCUGCGCAACAGCCAGAGGGAGUGACAGCCACAGAGGUGACACGGGGUCGAAGGGCUGCCGGAGGAGAGUAACAAGACUGGAAUGGGUCAGCUUGGACGAGAGCCCAGCGAGGGUGGAACAGAGGCUGGGGGACGCUGCCUGCUGGGGGGCCAGGGAGCCGGGAAGGGCUGUUGCCCAGCCUAUAACAGGCACAAGGUCACUCAGCAGGCUGAACACAGGGCCACAGGCCCAGGGGAGGUUGUGAGGCCAAGCGCAGGCCCCGUUCCAAAGGGAACGAGAGAAGUGCCAGCAGCGCGAUUGGCCCAGGCUGCAGCCUCAUGCACUGAACCUCACGGCCAGAAGCCGACGGGUACCCGAGGGCCAGGUGUGCCCGCAGAGCCCUGGGCCUGACCCCGUGGGUCAUUAGGGGCAGGAGCCUGGGGGAAGGGCCAUGUCUGUCUUUAGCAGUGCCAGGUGGGAGAGGAGCGGGACAGGAGACGGCCUGGCCCACGAGCGUUUCCACCUACCCGCCAGC